Urocitellus parryii (Arctic ground squirrel) is the source of this 1638-nucleotide messenger RNA. The record is from RefSeq and is a predicted model, not a curated record. Lineage: Eukaryota; Metazoa; Chordata; Mammalia; Rodentia; Sciuridae.
GGGGAGGGGAGGCAGGAUGCCGACUUUUCCACAUUCACUUGGUUCCCUUUUGUGUGCGGCAUGCCUGUGUGUGUGUGUGAACGGGAUCUGAGCUGCUUCCCCUUGCAACUCCACAGAUACGUGAAUCUCCAAGAGCUUUAUUUUGAAAACUAGGACAUAGCACUUUGCAGAAGAAAAAAUCAGUCCACUCACUAUUAUUUAUGUGAUUGCUGAUCUGCUAGAUGGAUAUAGAAAGCACCAAGAAUUAUAAUAAUUUAUGGAGUGGAGCUCGGGUUUACAAGCAGAUUUCUCUGUCCGAGCUUUGCUGGUUUCUUUUGCAUCUCGGGCCUCGUUCUGUGCACUGGGAUCGGGGAAUAUUCAGAAUUUGAAGAUGAGCCUGGUGAACCAACUGCAUUCAUAUCUAAAAUUAAGGGGAUAAGUGAGCAGCUAUUUGUGGCAGACAGGACAUGAUCCAUCUGUCUGCAGGUCUGGCGGGGGGCCGGGCGGCGGCGGCGGCAGCGGCGGUGGCAGCGGGAGAUGCCCAGGUGGCCCGCGGAGGUCCAUGUGGCGCUCUAGGUGGGAUGCCGGUGUCCUGAAGGCCGAGGCCCUGGCCCUCCUGCCCUGCGGCCUGGGCAUGGCGUUCUCCCAGUCCCACGUGAUGGCCGCGCGGCGGCACCAGCACAGCCGGCUCAUGGUCGAGGUGGAUGAGUACAGCUCCAACCCCACGCAGGCCUUCACCUUCUACAACAUCAACCAGGGCCGCUUCCAGCCGCCCCACGUGCAGAUGGUGGACCCGGUGCCUCACGAUGCCCCCAAGCCACCCGGCUACACGCGCUUUGUCUGCGUCUCUGACACCCACUCGAGGACCGACCCCAUCCAGAUGCCCUACGGUGACGUGCUGAUCCACGCGGGGGACUUCACGGAGCUGGGGCUCCCGAGCGAGGUGAAGAAAUUCAACGAGUGGCURGGCAGCCUGCCCUACGAGUACAAGGUGGUGGUGGCCGGCAACCACGAGCUGACCUUCGACCAGGAGUUCAUGGCCGACCUCAUCAAACAGGACUUCUACUACUUCCCGUCCGUGUCCAAGCUGAAGCCCGAGAACUACGAGAACGUGCAGUCGCUGCUGACCAACUGCAUCUACCUGCAGGAUGCCGAGGUCACCGUGCGGGGCUUCCGCAUCUACGGCUCCCCGUGGCAGCCCUGGUUUUACGGCUGGGGCUUUAACCUCCCCCGAGGCCAAGCCCUGCUGGAGAAGUGGAACCUCAUUCCUGAAGGUGUUGACAUCCUGAUCACGCAUGGACCGCCACUGGGCUUCCUGGACUGGGUCCCCAAGAAGAUGCAGCGGGUGGGCUGCGUGGAGCUGCUCAACACCGUGCAGAGGCGCGUCCAGCCGCGGCUGCACGUCUUCGGCCACAUCCAUGAAGGGUACGGUGUCAUGGCGGAUGGGACGACCACCUACGUGAACGCGUCCGUGUGCACUGUGAACUACCAGCCUGUGAACCCGCCCAUCGUCAUCGACCUCCCCACGCCCCGGAACUCCUGACUGCCCCCGCCGCCCGGCUCCAGCGCCCGCAUCAGCUGCGCACGCCAGGCCCAGCUCGGGUCCCCAGCCACGCGCCCUUGCACCAGAGCAGCCCAGACCAGCCACCUGGCCCUGGG